This is a messenger RNA of Effrenium voratum, 735 nucleotides long. The record is from the annotation of a GenBank genome assembly. NCBI's taxonomy places the organism in Eukaryota, Dinophyceae, Suessiales, Symbiodiniaceae.
AUGGAUCGUUGGGAUUUGGAGAAGCGAUUUGAGCCCAAGCUGGUGACAUACCUGAAGCGGACUGGCGCACCUCCUCUCAAGGAGGAAUUGGAGCGCCUUGACCGGGAGUUGGCACAAGCUGCAGUUCCGCCGGUGUGUCGAUCUGGCUACUUGCUGGUUGUCUUCGGGGAAGUGAGUGAGAAGAGUACAGAUGAAGAUUUCCGAUACUUGCUGACUGGGAAGAAAGGAGAUGGCGCCAGGGAUGCCUCUCCGUCUCCCGAGAAGGCGAAGCCCGAAGCCAAGGAAGGUGAAAGUCAAGCUCCAGGUGUCAAAGAGCGCACUGAGCGCACAGAGCGUGCACGGCCUGGCGCGCCGCCCUUAGCAGAAAGCUGGAUGAUGGAAGAGGUCGACGCAACCUGCACCCGCUUCAAGCUGGAUGACGCCGUACGCAACCGCUUGAUCAACGCCAUGCGAUCUCGCGCCACCUUCAAGGAAGACAUGAGGACCUUGAAUGACGUGAUGCGAGCAGCGAGGCAUCCCAAAGGCGCCGUGCAGCUGAAGCUUCGCGAAAUCGAGCGUGGCACUUUCUCCGCGCGAAGCUAUUCGCCGCUGGGCCCCACACCGGCAGAGCGGCAGGACAUGGAGAGGGCCAAGGAAAAGAAGGAGGAGCCGAAGGAGAAGGAAGAAGAGCGAGAGAGGAGCCGAGAUCGAAAGCGGAGGAGCAGGUCACGGUCGAGAAGGCGUGACCGUGACUGA